This is a messenger RNA of Aspergillus ochraceoroseus IBT 24754, 1206 nucleotides long. RefSeq names its product NAD(P)-dependent alcohol dehydrogenase. Gene Ontology annotation, biological process: D-sorbitol catabolic process. The transcript is spliced from 7 exons. The coding region runs from base 1 to 1206 and encodes 401 amino acids. Gene Ontology annotation, molecular function: L-iditol 2-dehydrogenase (NAD+) activity; zinc ion binding. The record is from RefSeq and is a predicted model, not a curated record. Lineage: Eukaryota; Fungi; Ascomycota; Eurotiomycetes; Eurotiales; Aspergillaceae.
AUGUCCCGAUUCCACCAUCUCACGGAGACUCAGCCGGCUCAUGUAACGGCCCUCCAGCUCCCACCCAAUACCUCUUGUCUUCUCGUAAAGAAGCGCACGAUUCGCAUCGAACCCAUCCCUCUGCCUAUUCUUCAACCAGAUGGCGUCCUCGUCAAGGUGAUCAGCAACGGAAUUUGCGGAUCGGACAUGCAUGGCUAUCUUUCUGGUGGAGUUGGCGGUCGCCCGCUUGUCGAGCCCACGGUGAUGGGACACGAGGCCGCGGGGGAGGUCAUUGCAGUUGGGGAGUAUGUAACGACGCAUAAAAUCGGAGAUCGAGUUGCUGUGGAGCCUGGACUUCCUUGUAGGCGGUGCCUUAAUUGCAAGAAUGGUCGAAGCAAUAUAUGUUUAGAUAUCCGAUACUGCGCUGCCCCAGGAAAUCAUGGGUCCCUGUCAAGAUUCUUUGCCCUCCCGGCGGAUAUGGCACCUCAUAUUCCGGAAUCCAUCGGCGUGCAAAUCGGCAAACGUGCCGAUUUGAGAGCACACCAAACGGUUGCUAUCUUUGGCUGCGGGCCAAUUGGUCUCAUUACGGCGGCUGUUGCUCAUGCAUACUCGGCUAAGAAAAUCAUCGCUUUUGAUAUCAACCCUGAUAGAGUGGCUUUCGCUAAAAAAUAUCUAUCCCCGAUGACGGGGAAGCCCAUCAUCGACCAUGUGUAUCACAUUGACCUACUUCCAACGACCCCCGAGUCCGAUGCUCAACCCCAGUUGAAUAACAAUGCGAUGGCAAACGGUGAACAGGAACCCCAAACAAUAGGAGACUUCAGAUGGGAAUGCGCGAAAGAUAGAAUGUGGCGAGUUGUCGAGGAGUGCGGGCUCAGCGCGGAAGCAGGAGUGGAUAGAGUGAUCGAGGCCAGCGGGGCAGAAGACUCGAUGUUGCACGGAAUCGCCAUUUGCAAGCAAGGAGGCAUCUUUCUUCAAGUCGGACUCGGACAUGUCCAAACACAUACCAUCCCCAUGGUUGCGGUGACGAACAAGGAACUCGACGUCAGAGGCAUCACACGUUACACCGCUUCAUGUUUUCCGUCGGCUAUUGACCUUCUUGCUCGCGGUGUUGUGAACCUCAAACCGCUUAUCACAGCUGUGUUCCCACUAUCCAGGGCCCAAGAAGCGCUCGAGGCUGUCGCGAGCGGACGGGAGAUCAAAGUCAUAAUAAAGAACCAGGAGGUCUAG